Exaiptasia diaphana is the source of this 2881-nucleotide messenger RNA. Its product is annotated as cytochrome b-245 heavy chain. The transcript has a single exon. Gene Ontology annotation, molecular function: oxidoreductase activity. The coding region runs from base 517 to 2091 and encodes 524 amino acids. The record is from RefSeq and is a predicted model, not a curated record. Gene Ontology annotation, cellular component: plasma membrane. NCBI's taxonomy places the organism in Eukaryota, Metazoa, Cnidaria, Anthozoa, Actiniaria, Aiptasiidae.
GGGAUGUGUUGCACCUGUCUUGUAUUGGUGCUCAUUUUUUUAUUGAGCUUAAAAUUCUUUGGGCUGUAUUAGAAGCCAAGUUAUGUCAACACACACAGGGAACUUCAUAACUUAAGCCAAGUUUACACUUUGGCGUUUUCGAGUUCUUUCAUCGAAUGAAAACACUAUACGAAAGCGUUUUUGUGAGAAUUGCGCCAAAUGUGCUUUCGUUUUUUUUCAUUAUUAUUAUUCUCUAUUUCCCCAGUUGAUGACAAAAAAGUAUAAGUACAAUUAAAAAGGAGUUAGUGUCCGUAUUUAUCCUUCGCAGCAUGUUCAGAUGUUUUCAAUGUAUGCAAUCAAGACAUUUUAGAAUGCCUUUCAACGUUCACCAUUUUUUUCCAAAUUAAUCGUGCUGUGAAUGUGUUUGUUUGGUAUGGUCGUGACAGUUCUAUAGGUGCAGUCAGGAGAAUACUAUUGAACUGUUAAUAGAGGUGAAAAUAAGUCAGUCAGCUGCCGUGUAAGGCUUGCAGCGCGGCCAUGGAGGAUUCUCAGAAUGUGCCUGUAGAAAAAUCGGGAGGGAGUGAAGUUCAAGGACCUUCACACUCCAAAACUCAAGCAUCCAGUGAACCUUUCAAGGUAGAAAUCGUUCCUCGUGAACAAUCAUGGAAGGGUUACGAGGACAGCAAGUAUGAUUCCCCUGUGUUCAACCGCUUGGCACCUUACCCGGUAUUCUACUACUAUCGAUGGAAAGUUCUUUCUAUUUUUCACUCAAGGCUAUUCUUUGACGUCGUCCUUGGUGAAGUUCUGUUUUUCCUCCUUCUCAUCGGAGGUCUUGCUGUUGCAUUGGGAAUUAUUGGCGCCCAAGAUGGUAGAUCAACUGGGAGGAUAGCCUGUGUUGCGCCCGCACUGACAUUCGCUUUUGCAUGCCGCAACUCUAUAUGGAUCCUCUUCACUGGCCUUCCCUUUGAAAGAGCCUUGAUAUGGCAUAAGAUCUGUGCGUACCUCAGCGUUUUGGUGGGUGCGUGGCAUGGGUAUGUCACCAAUUCUGUUGAUCUAUCAGGUAUAAUUCUGAUCACUAGUAUGGGCGCUUUGGGCUUGUUCUCUUUAUGGCCAAUCCGAAGAAAGCUCUUCGAAGCCUUUGUGCGUUUUCACUGGGUUUUGUUUUUAGCGGUGAUUGGCGUGUCUUUCUGGCAUGGAGCAGUUGAAAUCGCUUAUGGUCUUACCCCUUGGGUACUGGAUGUGUUACUGCGAGCAGCGGUAAUCAUCUGUAACUACAGAAAGCGCAAGCAAGUGUUAGCAGUUAGACUACCAUCUAAUGUCGUUCGUCUGACGUUCUUGAAAGAAGGCUUCCAAUACAAGGCAGGGCAGUACUGCUUCAUUUGUGUGCCUGGAGUGACCUGGUUCGAGUGGCAUCCAUUCAGUCUGUCAUCAUCACCACAUGAAAACAAAGUCUCCUUCCAUAUUCGUAUUCUUGGUGACUGGACCCAAAAGCUCUACGAUCACAUUGAUACAGUAAAGAUGAUCACCGUUUUCAUUGAUGGCCCGUACGGAACGCCGUGCUUGGACAUCGAUGGAAGCAAGUACAAGCACUUCUUAUUGGUCAGCGGUGGCAUUGGCAUCACCCCCAUGCAAUCCAUCUGUAACGACUUGCUGUAUCAGAGACGUAGGGGUAGAGAUCUCAAGAAAGUCAUGUUCGUGUGGUCGGUGCGUGAUCUUUACAUGGUAACAUCAGUGCUUCAAUAUGACCAAGAAUGCUUCCAUAAAAAUUCAGAUCUCAGGUUACCGUAUUCGUUUUCACCCGACUUGCUUGAUAGAAGCACCCCCGAGGAGAUAUUGGAAACCUAUUUCCAUCUGACCAGAGAGAGGAACACCUCGAAGUUUACCGAGGGGAAUAUCCGACCAGAAAUCCAGCCAACUCUCAAAUUUGGACGACCAGAACUGCCAGUUCUUUUUGAAAAAAUGAAAAGAUAUUGCCAAGACGGAAAUAACAGAAGAGUGGCCGUCUUGGCAUGUGGCCCUCGUCCACUUGUCGACUCAGUGCAAACGCUCUGCGCAAAAUAUUCAUGCAGAGAUGUCAUUUUUGACUUUCACAAAGAGGUGUUUGAAUUUUGAGCUCAGGACUUAUAUUUUAUUCAUUUUUGACUGUUACUUCAGUGAUUUUUUUUAUUCAAUUCCGUGUGGGUUGAUCACUUAAAAGACAAGGGGAAAUCAAAUAACUUAGUGGGAAAUCAAAUAACAAAGGUUUUAAUGAAAUAAGUAAGAAUAUGUUGUGAUAACAAUUUGUCAGUAAACAGUUUGGCGGGCUUCAUAUUAUAUACUCUUUCAACAAAGAUUCACCCUAAACUAUUCAUGGUUCCAUUUUUAGUGACACGGGGAGCGCUGUCUUAAGUAAUCAGUUUCGUAUUCUUGGCUUGUAAGUGGUCGUAAGUUACGACAUCACCGACAUUUUGGAUGAAGAUGACAAAGCAUUCCUCAUCAGUUUCUCUUGUUCAUUCAUCCAACAUGGCGACGAAAGCUUUGUGUCUUAUUUCUAAGGGGAUUCCUGGUCUUGUGAUUGCACACCAAGAAUCCCUCAAAAUUUUGCUUGAAAUUCAUUUGAAAAAAUUCGGUUGCAUCGUGGGUAAUAGACCUCUGCAGCUUUUACGUCAUGUACCGUAUACGCAAUGCAUUAUAGGAUAUGUUUGGGAAAGAACAUGGCGGAUUUCUUUUGUUUUCUCUUGAAACUGAUCCCACAAUGCAUUGAAAAUCAAGUAGUGACGUAAAAAGCUCAGAAGUCUAUUCACAGCUGUAAUCCGAAUUUUAACGUUUUCUUUAAAUAAGACAACUGCUUGCUCGUUCAGGCAAGCAUAGUGUUUCUGUGGAGUUCAUUGACCUGAAAUUAAAGGUUUAGUUUCGAAGUUCA